Erythranthe guttata (spotted monkey flower) is the source of this 2197-nucleotide messenger RNA. The record is from RefSeq and is a predicted model, not a curated record. Lineage: Eukaryota; Viridiplantae; Streptophyta; Magnoliopsida; Lamiales; Phrymaceae.
UUUUCUCUUUUUUCAACAAAAGAAGAAGCUAGUAGUUCGGAAUAAUAGCAAAGUUUCAUACAUGGGCAGAGAUUGGCUCUAUUGGGUCGUUGGCGGAGGAGCGGUCAGGCCCUCCUCCGCCAGGAGAAGUACUAGUAGUAGCAGUAGUAGUAGACGAUUGUCUUCAAAAACAAGAGACUCUGACGGCGGCGGCUCCACUUCCGCCGGCUGCAUGUGCGCUGUUUUCCACCUCUUCGACUUGAACCACCACCACCCAUUCAGCUUCCACCAUAGCAACCAUUUCUUCCAAGAAGAAUCCAUUACUUCCAAAGGAGUGGAAGCACCAAGAAACAGCUUGGAGAAGGAAUUAGAGCCAGCCGCCAUUAAAGAAGAAAAAGAAGAUAAUUUAACACCCCCAGUGGGGAUUCAAAUAAAAACAAGAAUCUCAAACGUGGCAUCAAAAUCAAGAACAGAGGAUACAAUCUCAACAGGAUAUUGCAGCAGCGAUUCGCCAUCGGCGAAGACGCCGAGCCUGGUGGCGAGGCUUAUGGGCCUUGAUUUACUCCCCGACCAUCCCACGUCAUCAUCGCCUUCGUUAAUCAUUCCCAAACAAACCAAACAGCACCAGCACACAAACGUUGUCGGAUCAAGAAACAACAAAAGAUGCUUCUCCGACGACGACAUCAGCGUCGGAGCACGUUCGUUGCCGGAGACACCCCACCACCAAAUAUCGUCGGCGAGAAGGUCGGACUCCGAAUACCACUACAUUCACAAAGAGAACACGGGUAGCCGCCCGGGGCACUACGCGAAGCAGAUUGUGAAACAGGUAAAAGAAAACGUGGGGAGACGAAUCGGGCUUCACGAUAUCACGAACCGGGACGAAACGAGUAUUGUUAGAAGAAGGGAUCAGAAUCUUGUUCUGCUCAAACCCACCAAGAACAUCAGAGUCGGAUUCUCCGACGUUAAAAAGAAGAAACAUAUCCCGAAAACAACAUCUUCUUCUUCUCCGGAAGAGGUGAUUUUGAGCUCGAUGAAACUUAAGAAGAAUAUUCAGAGUGUGGUACAUGAACAUAAGCGUGUGCAGCAGAUCAAAUAUGGCAAGAAAGUAAAUAUGAUGGAGGGGAAGAAGAAGAAGAAGAAAGAUCCAUUGUUAAUGUCGAAUGAAAAACUGAACAUAAGUGGGCCCACUCUUCUGCCGGUCAAGAAAGACCCUUCUCCACCUGCCACUAAAUUACCUCAAAAACAGUCACAGGUAUCAGAUGCUCUUUCAUCGAAAAGGAACACACAGUUAUCUAGUAAUACGAGCCGUUCGUACAACAAGCUGCAACCUCAUUUUAUUAUAUCCACCCCCUCGGGACACGCCCCACCAGACAAAUCUAACGGUUGCGCCACCACUGUCUCCGCCGCGGCGGCGGCGGCGGAGUACACUACUUACGUCCAAAAAAUCCUUAAACGGACAGGCAUUCAUGACAAUUUUACCCCUCUAGCCUUGGGGAAAUGGCACACACCCGCCCACCCACUUGACCCCUCAAUCUACUACUACCUCGAGCUCUUCCACCCUUCCUCCGCCGCCGCCGGCGGCGGCGGCGGCGUUCUGAGCCGCCGGUGCAACAGGAAGCUGAUUUUCCAGCUGGUGGACGAAAUUCUGGCUGGGAUUUUAAGACCCCACUUGGAUUUCAAGCCGUGGGUUGGUUCUCCGGCGGAGGAGCAGCCUUGCUUGAUCGAUGAAAUAUGCAAGAGGAUAGCGAGUUUUCCGGCGGCGAAUUGUCUGGUUCUUGAAGAUGUGGAUUCCUUGGUCGGCGGCGAUUUGUGUAAUAAGUGGCGGAUAAAUGAUGAUGGGUUUUUUGAGGAGGAAGGGGAGAGGUUAGUGUGUGAGAUUGAAGGUGAGAUCGUGGAGUCCUUAGUGCGUGAGGCGGUGGUGGAGAUGGUCGGCGGAGGAACAGUGACGGAGACAGAGACAGGGGAGGAGCCAAUAAUGUCACGUGGUGGGCUUUUUCUGAUCACGUGACGAGAUGCCACUGGUGGGAAUCCAUCCACGUGGAGAGGAGGAGGUGGUGGUCUUUUCUGCCUGACUGACUUUGUAUAAAGUGAAAACGGUGUGGAAUUAGAAAUUUUUUAUUUAAUUAUUAAUUAUUAGUUUUCUUUUUCAGAGUUUGUGUUGUGUAUAGUUUCUCUCUCAUUUGUAUGUUUUGGUGUUUAAUUUGAAUGUGUUCAUUUA